ACGUCGAUGGGGACUUUUAUUUUGAAAUGGUUAGCCAUUUCAAGCCAAACGAGGGUAUUGAAAACGAUUAUUUUUAAUCAACACGGUCAUUCACGCCUUAAGGGUUACGUCUAAACAAACCAGGGUGAAAAUAAAUAAUAUACGAUUCUGACUUCAGAGAACUUUUGAUCUGUGAGUGCAGGACUCGGUUAAGUUCGGUUGCACGCGCACAAGGGCUUGGUCCGGGCGUAUCGCGAGCACCGGCUUGUGUUCACGUGCACGCGGACAGAUAUUUAACACCAAGGCAUGCUGAGAAAUAGCAUCUGACCAGCGAUGGUAAAUAAGAAACGGGCUCCUGCAGUUGUAGAAGAUGUCAGAUGUCACCAAGACCGUCCAGAAAUGGCAUGCAAGUUUAAAAAAGGGCACGGACUUUGAUUCCUGGGGCCAGUUGGUGGAGGCAAUUGAUGAGUACCAAAUACUCGCACGGCAGCUGCAGAAAGAGGUUCAGUCUCCAAAUUCUCAGGAUUUCACAGAGGAACAAAAGAAAACCCUGGGGAAAAUUGCAGCAUGUCUGGAGAUGCGAAGUUCAUCCUUACAGAGCACACAGUCCCAGGAGGAAUUUACCUUACAGGAUCUGAAGAAACUGGAACCCAUCAUCAAAAAUAUUCUCACUUACAACAAAGAUUUCCCCUUCGAUGUCCAACCAGUGCCUUUGAGGAAAAUCUUUGCACCAGGUGAGGAAGAGAACCUAGAUGUCGAAGAGGAGCUGGACACGGCAACGGGGACCGGAUUAAUCCAGUCCUUUCCUGCCAGAGCAUCAGCUUUAUUACCUCGGCUUCCCUCCGAGCCUGGGAUGACGCUGCUGACUCUGAAAAUUGAGAAGAUCGGUUUAAAAGAUGCAGGACAAUGCAUCGAACCUUACAUGACGAUUAGUGUCCGAGAUCUGGAUGGAGUCGAAUUAAACCCUGUUCAGGACACUCCAGUCUCAACACAUAAAGAAGAUACGUACAUUCAUUUCGACGUAGAUGUGGAAAUCCAGAAACAUAUUGAGAAACUACCAAAAGGGGCUGCUAUUUUCUUUGAAUUCAAACACUACAAGCCCAAGAAGAAGUUCACCAGUACCAAGUGUUUUGCCUUCAUGGAGAUGGAUGAAAUCAAACCCGGCCCCAUCGUGAUCGAGCUGUACAAGAAGCCGACAGAUUUCAAGAGGAAGAAACUUAAUCUCCUUACUAAGAAGCCACUUUAUCUUCACCUGCAUCAAACUCUACACAAAGACUGAGCAGCAUAUGAGCCAGUGAAAAAAUCAUCAGGAUCUUGAGGAACAGAACAGCAGACGUUUUAAUCGUUUUUGCCUUUUUAAUCUGUCUGAAGAGACCUUGGCUUGUCGCCUUGAUAAGAACAUGACAUUAUGCUUUGGAAUUCUGCCUGUAGGUUUAAUGGAAACAAGGAGAAUGUAAUCAGUCAACGAAGACAUCGAUACUGGCUGUGAUCUGUCCAUGUGAUGGUCAAGCAUCCACAGUGUUUGUGUCCAUUGUUUAUUACCACUAUGGAACAAGUUUGGACUCUCUACUAACUCAGCACUUAAUAACACUAUCACAACUAGCAAAUGUUUUCUGUAGCUUUCUUUCUUUAGGAGUUUGUCUGUUCCUGUUUAAAGAGUUUUCACCCACUGUCUCAUGCAGAAUGGUUCUUGUUCCGGGAAAUAUUUUGGGCCGUCUUGCACGCGCCGUAUUACACGUUUAAAGUCGGGAGGUUGUGACGGCAAGUUUAAAAGCUUCAUGUCAGAUUUUGAGAUGCGUUUUAAAUCAUUGUCCGGUUGUAGAAGCUCGUAGCUUCAGGUUAUUGACUGACGAUGUAUCAUUUGUUUUCAGGAUUUGCUGAUUUGUUUCCUGUACCACUGGCUACCACACAACCCCAAAGCAUAACAGAACCAAUCAUACGCUUACCUCACAUGCUUAGUUACAGAUCCUUAGCGGUUUAGAGUUUUAAAAUUUUCAGCCCUGCCUUUACAUCUGGACUCCUUGAAAGUUCAUGAAAUAUGAAUUAACUAUGCACAUCAACACAUUAACCAGGCUACAACUAUUCAAUUACAUUUAGGUUGUUUAUGUAACUAGGCAUGUUCACUAACCUAACUCAUCUAACCAACUAAUCAGGUACCUUACUCACAUCUACAACACACACAUAUAAUAUUAAGAAUAAAUGACUUUUGACUUAUAGUGAAAAGUCAUUUACUAAACUAAACAGUGGUGCAGCAUCAAUGGAGUGAUAUGUGCAAACAGAAUUGGUGAACCACAUCUGGACAAGCUCAGGAAAAGAGCAUUACAACUUUUUUGCCAAUGCUACUACAACUGUGGUUUUCCCUGUUGGUGCCAGACAGCAUUCUGGGAUAAAGUUGGCUGUGUAAUGAAAGACGGUCCCCUUCCACUGAUAUUUUAAUAAGGCCAACAAGUCCAAGGUCAUUUUAGUUUUCACUAGUGGUCACCAUGGUGCAGAUCUGCAGGACCCAAGCCAGGUUGCUUGGACAAUCGGGUUUGCUGCCUUCUUCUACACCACUCUCCACUGGUGUACUUGCAGAUUAACUCUCAUUUUCCACAUUUGGAUAACUCAAAAAUUGUUAAGAAUUUACGCAUGACAUCAGUGAACAGUCCGAGUCUUGAUCCGUCACUUUAUGUGGUUUUAAGGUGAGGGAACUGGCCGUGUGAUCUGUCCACCACUCCAACCGCAUCCAGAACAUUUCCACCUUUUCCAUGUGGGGUGUAUGCAAGUAUUUCCGAACCUCAUCUGUCCUUUGUAUUCUUGCUGUCAUGAUUAAGUCUUUAAAAUUAGUCUUCAGUCUUUAUCACACGUCUCCACCUCAUUCUCUGCAUAUUUUCAGGCGUUAUGAUUAAACGAUAGCACGAACAAACUCCGCGCUCUAGUUCACACAAUGAUGUAGCUAUUAAAGAGAAAACACUUGUGCUGUCUUUUAUGAAGGAACUUUCAAGGAAAGUGUAAAAAAAAAUAAAUAAAAAAAAUACUUUUGGCCAUAUAGCAUAUAUUCAUGAACACAAUCUUUAUAAUAACGAUCUGUGUUUUCCAACAUUACAUAUCUCUCAUAAAUCUUUUCGUAAAUGUUUAUAUGACCCUUCUGUAUUUCUAGAGGACAUGUACAGAAUAUACUAUUAAACAUUAAGAUAUUUUAGUUGUUUAAUAAAUGCCUGUAAACUUUAUCCAGUGUGCAAUAAUAGCUUUUAUAAAAGUCUUGUUAUACACUGCAAUCUCUUUUCAUUCAAUCCUGAUCAUAUCAUAUGUUCUUAUCCAAAU
This is a messenger RNA of Tachysurus vachellii, 3282 nucleotides long. RefSeq names its product axin interactor, dorsalization associated (gene aida). Gene Ontology annotation, molecular function: phosphatidylinositol binding. Gene Ontology annotation, cellular component: membrane. The coding region runs from base 350 to 1258 and encodes 302 amino acids. The record is from RefSeq and is a predicted model, not a curated record. NCBI's taxonomy places the organism in Eukaryota, Metazoa, Chordata, Actinopteri, Siluriformes, Bagridae. The transcript has 10 exons. Gene Ontology annotation, biological process: determination of ventral identity.